GAAAAGAGACAGACCAGGGCCGUUUUUAACCAUCCAGUCCCAAAAUUGAAUUGCCCCCUCUGAGCAACAAACCCUCCUUUUCUCCCCGCCCCGGCUGCUCGUUCUACAAUUGGGCACAUUUAAAUACGUUCUAGGACUUUCUUCCUCAGGCUUUGUUUCUGAUACUAUUUGGAUUUUUUUUUUUUAACUUACCGUUCUUUUUCAGAUGUUGGUUCUAAUCUAGACCUAUUUUAGGAAGAUAUUCUCAAAUUUUCUUUACUGCUCAGUUUUUUUCUUUUUUGUUCUUAUAUGUACUCUAAAGUGACCUUCGUUGUAGCUGUGGUCCAUGGUAACACGCAGUACUUUACUAAUUUAUUCCAUUACUUACUCUUUUGCAAAAUUUGAGAUAUCAUCUGGUGAGACCCUUUAAUUUAACGGUGGGACAGCUGAGCCCAAGAAUAUGCCUUGUGGGCUCAGGCCCAGAUUCCCAGGUCUUCUGUUUCCCAGGAAUGAUGCUCCCCCCCCUCAGAAAAUGUUUAAUAGACACAGUUAGUACUAAUAGCAAACACUUAAUACCUGCUAUGUGUGCAACCUUUUGCUGAAGUUGAUAGUAUUUUCUCCCUAUCCGAUGAGGAAAUUGAGAAACAAACACUAAAUAAUUCGUCUAAUUUCAUAUAACUAGGUAUGGACCCAGAAAGUCUGAUUUAGAGCUUGUCUCAACCCUUACACUAUAUAAAUAACUUCUGUUUGUCUGUAACUUAACACGUUAAGCGCCCAGUCACCGGCGACUGACACUAUACUUUAUGUCCGGAAGACAAAAGAUGUUAAGGACAUGGAAUGUGGACCUCCAAGAAUUAAUGAUAAACUAAUGAGGUUCUUUGAUCAUUGUGAAAAGUUUUUAACUGAAGUGGAAAGAAAUGAUACGGCUCUUUAUCAUGUAGAAGCUUUCAAAACUGGACCAGAAAUGCAGAACAUUUUAAAAAAAGUUGCAGCUACUUUGCAAGUGCCAGUCAACAAUUUAAAUGCAGAUUUGAUUCAGGUAGCUUUUUUCACCUGUUCAUUUGACCUGGCAAUUAAAGGUGUUAAAUCGCCGUGGUGUGAUGUUUUUGACACAGAUGAUGCAAUGGUAUUAGAAUAUUUAAAUGAUCUGAAACAAUAUUGGAAAAGAGGAUAUGGGUAUACUAUUAAUAGUCGAUCCAGCUGCAUCCUGUUUCAGGAUAUCUUUCAGCACUUGGACAAAGCAGUUGAACAGAAAAAAAGGUCUCAGCCAAUUUCCUCUCCAGUCAUCCUUCAGUUUGGUCAUGCAGAGACUCUUCUUCCACUGCUUUCUCUCAUGGGCUACUUCAAAGACAAAGAGCCCCUCACAGCUUACAAUUACAAGGAACAAAUGCAUCGGAAGUUCCGAAGUGGUCACAUUGUACCUUAUGCCUCAAACCUGAUAUUUGUGCUUUACCAUUGUAAAAAUGCUAAGACUGCUAAAGAAGAAUUCCGAGUGCAGUUGUUAUUGAAUGAAAAGGUGUUACCAUUGGCUAACUUGCAAGAAACUGCUUCUUUGUAUGAUGAUCUGAAGAACCAUUACAAGGACAUCCUUCAGAGUUGUCAUACCAGUGAAGAAUGUCAAUUACCAAAGGUGAACAACACAUCUGAUGAGCUAUGAGUAACUGGAGAACAUUUUUAAUUCAUCAGGAAUCUAUAGGGCGUGAUUACAUGCGUGGAGUAGGUGGGCAGUCCCUGGUUACAGAAAGCUUUCACAUUACUUGGGUAUUUCUAUCUUCAUAGAAAAACAAUGAGUUUCUUUUUUAGUCUGGACAUGAACGUGUAAGCAACAAUUCUUCACUGGAGCAGCUCUCUUAAGGGGAAAAAUAUCUAUUCAAAGAAAUAGUUGGCACUGCAAAUGUUUACAGAAGUUAAAUUCUUCUUUUUUAUACAAGAAAUCUCACACUGAAUAUGUUUUCCAAAUAAAGCUUGAAAAUGCUGGAGUAACAAAGUAUGUCAGUUGGAUGAUCCAUAACUUGAUUGAACCAAGUCUAGGAACUUUACCAGUUGUGCUGCAAUUCUCUCUUUUUUUUCCUCAAGUAGCACAGUUCUAGUAUUAUCUUUCUUAAUCAGAAAUAUUGUGAUACACUGGGAAUAUCAUUUUGAAAGAAAGCUAAGAUCUCUGAGAAUUUGAAACAAUAUUAAGCAGUCUGAUGUAAAAGGACACUUUCACUGAAGAAAGACAGAAAAUAAAAUAAAUGUUUUUGUUAAUAGUA
This is a messenger RNA of Myotis myotis, 2231 nucleotides long. RefSeq names its product multiple inositol-polyphosphate phosphatase 1 (gene MINPP1). Lineage: Eukaryota; Metazoa; Chordata; Mammalia; Chiroptera; Vespertilionidae. The transcript is spliced from 5 exons. The record is from RefSeq and is a predicted model, not a curated record. Bases 812 to 1636 code for a protein of 274 amino acids. Gene Ontology annotation, molecular function: inositol phosphate phosphatase activity; acid phosphatase activity.